AAAUUAGACGGUCAACAGUGUUGACCGUUAGUGAAUCAGCAUGCUUCUCUGACGUGGAUGCCACAUAGAUAUUAAAAUUAAUAAAAUAUCAAAUAAAUAAAUAAAAUAUCAAAUAAUUUAUCUUUUAGUUUCAUAAUUAUUGAAAAUAAACAAAUAUACUUAUAAAAUAUGUGGCCAUCCAACCCCACGCUGCCGCCGCAACCCUCAUAUGUUUUCCCUGCCUCAUCCUUCAAUUGUCUCCAUCUCCCCGAGGCUUCGCUCCGAUUCUAUCCCUUGUUCUCGUUGUCCCAUCCAUCAAGGUCGAUUCAGAGGAAAUCAUCAUCUGAUUGAGGAGCAUCGCUACGGUGGUGCGAAGACAGAGGAGAAGGAAGAUGUGGCGGCGUUCUGCACUCCAUCUUUCUCUCCCGAGUUCAGAUCUUUGUCCACCCUGUUAGUGAAUGCUAUAUUAUCCAAGAUUGAACCUCUCCCAACAACUUGAGUUAUUUUGACUAACUGGUUCUUGACAUGGUAUCAGAGCCUUAUGUGACCGAAAUGUCUUGCGUUCGAAUCCCAGUGACCCCAUUUGUGAAGCACAUGUAUUCUCGUGUUCAGGAUAUGUGCAAACGAAAUCCCUUAUGAGGUGUCUGGUUUCAUUUGAGGGGGUGUGUUAGUGAAUGUUAUAUUAUCCAAGAUUGAACCUCACCCAACAACUCGAGUUAUUAAGACUAACUGGUUCUUGACACACCCCUACCUUAUGUUUACCCUCCCUCUUCUCUAUUUCUAAUCCCCCAAUUCCUUCCCUUCCCCACUAAUUUCUCAAGACAAGAGGUAUGGGUUUUGGUCCGAUUUGGAAGCCAAAGUUUCGGUAUUUUUACUCUUUAUGGUGGCAGAAUACGAUUCUGAAUCUUGACUGGGAACUUUUUUCCUUUUGUAUUUGGUUGAUGCAGGUGACGGACUAGAAUGUUAGGUCGCCUCCCAAGUUAAAGGGGAGGACGAUGUCAUGGAAGUAGGCUAUUCAUUGAGUUUCAAAGUUGGCGGAGAGUUAGGUUGGAGAUGAGAGAGGGUGGUCGGAGAAGGAUGGAGAGGGAGAUCAGAAAGAACUUGGGGAGGUUAGGGGAGAUGGAAAUGGGGGUUUUGAACAGGGUGAAUUUGCAGGGAAGGGGAGGAUGAAUUAUUUUAUUAAAUUAUUAUUAUAUUAAUUUUUAUUGUGAACCUAGCAUCCACUUAAGAAAAGCAUGUUGAUUCACUAACGGUCAACAUCGUUGACCGUCUAAUUUGACGAAAAUUCAUGAGUUGGGCCAAAUUAGUCUAUAUUGUGUAUAGUUGAGGCCAGGAUGUCAAUUUUUGAAACUACGGGCCAAAGUUAAUUAUAUGGGUAUACUUCGGGCCAAAAUAAAGUAUUAACCCAAAUUUAUAUGCAUACAUUAUAAUCUUUUGCCCACUCCAAAAGGCUUUUGUCGACAAAUGAAAAUGGUCAAGCGCGCUAUAUUUCCAUUUCCAAAAAGAUUCCAACCAAAGUAACAAAUGGGGAAACUCCAUCCUCAUCCCAAGCUAACUCCAUCCACAUCACCAAUCAACGUCUAUACAAAACUCUCAUCUGAGUGGUGGAAUAAACAAAUCUAUUCCAAGACACAAUUUUAUCAGUUGGUUGAUUAUUAAAGACAUGCUUUCUACUAGGGAUAAAUUGAAGCAAUGGGGGAAGAGUACUGAUGAUCACAGCCUGUUGUGUGGAACAGAUCAGCAAACCAGGGACCGUAUCUUCUUCAACUGUCCAUACUCUUAUAUCGUGCUACAAGGUUGUCUUCUAAUGCUGCAGAUAGCCAGUCCUAAGUUUGUGGCGUUUGAAGCAUAUCUUCAGUGGGCAAUUCAUACAUUUGCAGGUAGAAAACCAAAAGUAGCAAAGGAAAAAUGGUAUCUUCUGAUGUUGAGCUUUCUGUAGAGGGAGAGAUGAGGAGAUUGUAUGGUGGGAAAGCAGUGCAGCAUGGUGCGAUAGUUAGAUGGGUUAUAAGGGUUAUAGAAGUUUAUCGUUUGGGUAAUGCUCGAUGGAAUGAAGUGUGUAAUCAGGUCUUUUUGUAACCUAGAGCUAGUUAGUCAAGUUUGCUUGAUAGUAUAGUUAGUCAGGUAUUAUAGUAGUAGUAGCUUUGAGUUGUAGAUCUGUAUAUAUGUAUAUAUGUAUAUACUUCUUGUAAGCCCACUACAAGGGUUUACCCUAAGCUUAAUACGAUUUUUUGAUUGCCCAUAAAAAAACAAAUCUAUGGUGGGACAAAUUCUCUCACUUUAUGAACCGGAUCGAUGUUUCAGCAAACCUAUUUUUCUCUUUAUAGAUAUUAAUAUAUCAGGGCGAGUUUUAUGUACACAGUACACUACAGGAACAUUACGGUAUGAAUACAUGAAUUAUUAUUCAUUAUUUUAAUAUAACAAUAUGGUUAAUGUUUGGCAUGAGUUAUAGAAUAUUAUAAAUUUAUAAUUUAAAC
Molecule: messenger RNA, 2453 nt
Organism: Linum trigynum
Lineage: Eukaryota; Viridiplantae; Streptophyta; Magnoliopsida; Malpighiales; Linaceae
Source: the annotation of a GenBank genome assembly